AUGGCUCCCUGGUCGGCCACCAUGGUCAAGAACCUCGCCGAAGACAUCAAACACGUCAUCAAACAGCUCAAAAUGCGACGCAGUCGUCCCUUGACAGAAUUCCACCUCUUCCCCAAACUACCCAUCGAACUCCGCCGCGAGAUCUUCAAACACGCCGUCCCUGUCAACAAACACGAAAUCCUCUACCUCGAUCUCCAACUCCGUGCCGCCGACGAGGAAUUCGGUCUCUACUUCACGUUUGGCUUCAUGGUCGAAUGGCAACACCAGGUUGCGAAGAAGCUUGGCAGUCUGGCUUUACUGUCAACUUGUGUUGAAUCGCGGGAGGUUUAUAUUGAGAUGCACCGUGGUACCUUGCCACUUGGAUUUGGAAGGGUCAUUCGGUAUAACCCUGACAACACUACGAUAUUCAUCCCUCUUUUCGAAAAAUUCCGGGAUUCAUGUCACGAGGGCAUUCGAUACGGAUGGCGAUUACAGAAGUGGUUCACGGAGAUCAAACAUCUUGCUACGUCGCCGAAAAACUUGGUAGCGGAGAAGCAUCCUCAUGGGGCGUUUAUGGCGGCGUUUAAGAACUUGGAGACUUGGACUGCGGUUGUUGAUCCGCGGUCGGGGCAGACUUUGGCGAGCUGGGAACGGCUGAUGAGGGUUACGCAGAGGGACUUGGAAGCUUAUAAGAAGCUGGAAGAUCCGGCAUAUAAAGUUCCUCGAUUGCUCUUGAAUGUUGAUUAA
Cadophora gregata is the source of this 726-nucleotide messenger RNA. RefSeq lists its product as uncharacterized. Lineage: Eukaryota; Fungi; Ascomycota; Leotiomycetes; Helotiales; Ploettnerulaceae. The transcript has a single exon. Bases 1 to 726 code for a protein of 241 amino acids. The record is from RefSeq and is a predicted model, not a curated record.